Messenger RNA from Perkinsus marinus ATCC 50983, 684 nucleotides. RefSeq lists its product as hypothetical. The record is from RefSeq and is a predicted model, not a curated record. Lineage: Eukaryota; Perkinsozoa; Perkinsida; Perkinsidae. The annotation marks the transcript as partial. The transcript is spliced from 8 exons.
CUCCUUCCCAUAGUCUCUAGUGCUCCUCUCUAUGCCGACCUACUACAUGACUUUGUGGUCAAGCUGAACUUUAGUCGAGCUGAGGUUGAGGAUGCUGAUGCCACCCGGAUAAAGUUUCCGGGAGGCCACAUGUUCUCGUGCAGCAUGCCUAAUGACAAAACUGCCCGGGGUUCUACGAGUGGUGGAAAUGAUCUCGUUGUCAAGGCUAAGUCGAUGGGUAUCUCACCACGAUGUCGGCGGUAUCGUUUGCCGAGUGACUAUUGGUCGUAUGAGCUGUGCCCUGGGAAGGAGGUCUCGCAGUUUAGAGUUGAUGGAACUACAAUCAGCCUGGCGCAUGUUCCUAAGACGCUGAUUGGUAGCUUCGUUGGAGGUAGUAGGCGAGUCCUCAGCAAUGGUACUAUUGAGGAACGGUACGAGGAGGGAGCAGCUAACCGGACAGCCAGUGUGCAGUACGUUUGUGCUCGUAGCACGGACACUUUCAUAGAUGUCACCGAACCUGAGAUCCACCAGUAUCGGUUUGUCGUGGGUCAUCCAGCUGCUUGUACCACGUAUACUCUCGAUGAUGGUACGCAUGUCUAUGAUGAACUGGAUGAAGAGGAAGGCCCAUUCAAUAACCUCAGCGAUGUGCCGGAGGCUAGGGAGGGAUCUGUCACUAUCGACCGACUCAUUUCACUUAACUACAGG